CCGGCGCGAGAUCAAGAAGUGAGAAUAGUCAAUUCGAACGUAUUGCCGCCCGCUAAAACCCUAGGAGAAGCGGUGCCGGCUCGACUAGCGGAGCCGAGUCACAGCCUUAUUUGCCUCAUGGAGCCCCUCGCCACCGGGAAGCGGCGACGGCCAGCGUCAGCGUCGCUAUCGCCGCCACCUCCGCCGCGUCAACCCACGCGAGACGAUGAGAAUAGCGCUAGGAGCUGGAAGAAGAGGCGACUGGAGUCAGCGACUACUGAAGGGACAGAAGAGAAACGUUUGGAGCUGCGUAGUCCCGAGCCAGAGGAAAAGGAUGCUACGCCUAAGGGAAAGCGACGGCGUAGUGUCUCGCCAGAGAAGAAGGAGAUACAGGAGGAGACUAGCAACAGCUGCAGUAGCAAUGACGAGAAACAGGAGACCAAGCGACGUCGUGUAGGCGAAGAGGGCGGUACUUCUUCGUCCCCUCUCGAUCUACCGGCCUCCCCACUGGCCAAUCUCAGUGGGAGACACUUACGGACUUCAGCAGAACAGGAGAAGAGGCCUACAGAGGAGAAAGCGAGAUUCCCUCCGUCACCUAUUGUCAUCCCUCCACGAGAGGAAGACGACGAUAUCUCCAACCGAGAAAACGUCGCGACCUACACCAACUUGGAGGACUUCGUUGUCAGCUCACAAGGCAGUGACGCUGAUCUCGUCGCAGCUUGCGCCAAUCUAGAAAACGACGUUGUGGACUGCAGUCAGGGCUCUCAGAAUAGCGAUGUCGAGCGGGUACGGCAGCGUACCUCGCUGCGGACAGUACAGGUUACGCCGCCUCCUUCGGCACGGAUGAUGGAUAGGAAGAAUCCUCCGCCUCCACCGAAGAGGCCGCGUCGCAAUUAUCGCCGUGGUAUCGUGUACGCGCGGGCUUAUCCGCGGUUAGCAUUGUCCCCCCUUGUGGACAACUCGCCUCCUAGCUCUCCGCGCGUCUUCCGGUCUCUAGAGAACGAAUUUGCGUUUGCGAUGCAGGACACGCCUGAAAUCCGACCUCGGGUUCGCCCAGCGCCGAGAAUGGCGCGAGGCUCACGACGAUCCACGCGAGCAGGGAGCUCUCGAGCACGGCGGUCCCUGGACACACCCACCUCGACGAUGGUAUUGAGGUCACGACUGCUAAAUCCGAGCCUGAGUGCAGACGGCGGCAAGCCGGAAAACCAGCGCGAGCGGGAGCAGCGUGACGCUCAACGCCGACACGAGUAAGGAGGGGAAGUGAGGGCUGAUAUGA
This is a messenger RNA of Phytophthora infestans T30-4, 1255 nucleotides long. RefSeq lists its product as uncharacterized. The record is from RefSeq and is a predicted model, not a curated record. The transcript has a single exon. The coding region runs from base 118 to 1230 and encodes 370 amino acids. NCBI's taxonomy places the organism in Eukaryota, Oomycota, Peronosporomycetes, Peronosporales, Peronosporaceae.